UUAGGUCUGAAAUGGGACUUUUAGUAGAUAUUGUGUUACAAGGACAUGGAACUACGAACGAUGGCAAUACUGCAAGGAAAUUUUUUAAAAACGCUGAAUUGUCAUCCUCCUGUACUGGAAUUGAUAUUAAUUUAAUUAAACGGUGUGGUACAAUUUUAUCGGUAAUAGCGAGCGGAUAUAUAAUAAACAUAAAGGCCUUUGAAGAAUAUUACUUUUUAACAGCUAAAUUGUUUGUAUCAUUGUAUCCAUGGUACUAUAUGCCGGCGUCAGUGCAUAAAAUUUUGUUACACGGUGCUCUUAUUAUUCAAUAUGCGCCACUUCCUAUAGGGAACUAAUCUGAGGAGGCACAAGAGAGUCGCAAUAAAGAUUAUAAAAUGUACCGAGAACAUCACACCAGAAAGAAUUCGCGC
Messenger RNA from Daktulosphaira vitifoliae (grape phylloxera), 410 nucleotides. RefSeq lists its product as uncharacterized. The record is from RefSeq and is a predicted model, not a curated record. The transcript has 3 exons. NCBI's taxonomy places the organism in Eukaryota, Metazoa, Arthropoda, Insecta, Hemiptera, Phylloxeridae. Bases 12 to 335 code for a protein of 107 amino acids.